AGAGGAAGGAAAGAGCACGUUUGAGGAGCUUUUAUUUUGUUUUUUUGUUGCAGUAGCCCCUCCCCUCAGCGAGCGUUUUACCCUAUCUGGUGGCGGUCCUCGUUUGUAAUUCCUCUCUUGCCAAAGGGUGCUCGCAGUUUUACAUUGUGACCCGUGCCCAACGAUUGGUGGACUUUUACCGUAAGAGCGAACGAACCAGGCGGGAAUGUGAGAGCUGGAGAGCUUUGUUGGAGACGUCGAACAGGGACACCUGACGCGACAGUCUCAAGCGCCCUGCGUUAUCUUGCGUAUGUAGCCUAUGUUUGAAACCUGUUCUACCGCAAAAGGCUGUAGGAAUGUGGGAUAUGUCAACGUAAAAGAACCCAUGUUUCCCUGACGACAUGACGACUGAUCUGAGCCUGACGUCCCUCCUGAAUGUGUCUGAUCUCCACAACGUGACGCGGGGGGGAUGUUCCUUGACCAGAACAGGAUUCCAGUUCUACUAUCUACCCACGGUGUACAUCCUGGUGUUUGUCACCGGCCUGGUGGGGAACAGUCUGGCCAUCUGGAUGUUUGUCUGCCACAUGAGACCCUGGAGUAGCAUCUCUGUGUACAUGUUCAACCUGGCUCUGGCCGACUUCUGCUACGUCCUCUCCUUGCCCUUCCUCAUCUUCUACUAUUUUAAUAAGACAGACUGGAUAUUCGGGGACGUUCUCUGCCGACUGCAGAGGUUCAUAUUCCAUGUCAAUCUGUACGGCAGCAUCUUGUUCCUGACCUGUAUCAGUGUCCACAGGUACACAGGAGUCGUCCACCCGCUCAAGUCUCUGGGAAGACUCAAGAAGAAGAACGCCGUGCUGACCAGCGCCCUGGUCUGGGUCGUGGUCAUAGCGGCGAUCUCUCCCAUCCUCUACUACUCUCGGACGGGCGAGAAACGUAACGCCACCACGUGUUACGACACGACCACAGAGGAUGAGCUGCCGGGUUACUUCAUCUAUAGCAUGUGUUUGACCGUCUUCGGCUUCUGCAUCCCUUUCCUUCUCAUCCUGGGUUGCUAUGGGAUGAUCGUCAAGGAGCUGAUCUGUAACGACAUGAACAACGCCCCGUUACGGCGUAAGUCCAUCCACCUGGUGAUUAUCGUGCUGGCUGUGUUCGCUGUGUCCUACCUGCCCUUUCACGUGAUGAAGAACCUGAACAUGAGAGCCAGGCUGUACUUCCAGGUCCCGGACAUGUGUGCCUUUAAUAACUGCGUUUACGCCACCUACCAGGUGACGCGGGGGCUGGCCAGCCUCAACAGCUGUGUGGACCCGGUCCUCUACUUCCUGGCUGGUGACACGUUCAGGAGAAAGUUCUCCAGAGCUACUCAAAAACAAUCCAAGAAGGGGGAGGGGCUCCCACUGCAGUCCAAGAGUGAAGAGACGGUGCUCAACAGCCUGCCGGAGUAUGUCAAGAACGGGGAUGGGCAGCUUUGAGAGAGGGCUGGGUUUAGGUCCGGGUGGUCUCUCUGAACCUCUAUAGGGCUUUGUGUGUGAAUUUGCUGUGAAUUGGUGCUGUGGACCUUGCAGAUUGUGUGUGCACUGUGGAUAGAACGAUCUGGGUGUGAAUCGGACAAAGCUGAUGGCAAUGGGUAGUGUCUCUGUAAUGUCAUCACUACUGUAGGUAGGUACUGUAUAUUCUGAAUGUCAACGAGGUGCUCAUCCAUCUAUAACCAAACGGAAGGAGAAUGUAAUAGGUUGAGCUCCUGUAAACAAUGGUCUCUUGUUCAUCUAUCCAACCAACACUGAUGUGUUUGUAAUGGAGAGAGGGCUGUGCUAGCCACCCAGUGGAUGCAUCAUAAUCCCCUGCCUACGAGAAGUUGGACUGUGAUGGCUAGGUGAGACACCAGGGAUGACUGAGAUCCAUUAGCUAGAGUUUGGACCUUAUGACUGCUCUGUGGAGGUUGACAUACAAAGAUUAUAAUGCACUGUGCAUGUUUUUAAUUAUCAGACUUCUAUAAAUUAAAUUAAAACCCCAAAGGUGACUGCUAUUCCCUUCUCACUU
Salvelinus fontinalis (brook trout) is the source of this 2016-nucleotide messenger RNA. RefSeq names its product P2Y purinoceptor 1-like. Gene Ontology annotation, cellular component: plasma membrane. Gene Ontology annotation, biological process: relaxation of muscle; platelet activation; phospholipase C-activating G protein-coupled receptor signaling pathway. Lineage: Eukaryota; Metazoa; Chordata; Actinopteri; Salmoniformes; Salmonidae. Gene Ontology annotation, molecular function: G protein-coupled ADP receptor activity; A1 adenosine receptor binding; G protein-coupled ATP receptor activity. The transcript has 2 exons. Bases 381 to 1448 code for a protein of 355 amino acids. The record is from RefSeq and is a predicted model, not a curated record.